Molecule: messenger RNA, 3880 nt
Organism: Lingula anatina
Lineage: Eukaryota; Metazoa; Brachiopoda; Lingulata; Lingulida; Lingulidae
Source: RefSeq, a predicted model, not a curated record
GUAGUACUUGAUAUAGGUCACAGCUAGAUAAGAUGUUUUGAUAUAAUGAUGGACGCUUGAGGAAAAAAAAACCUGUGAUGGAUUACAUUAUAAAAAGCGCACAGAUUGAUGAUGCUUUGUUUGUUCGUGGAACAUGAAACUCCUCAUCUGAUUUCUAAAAUUAACACUGCUUUUCCUCAGCCGUUUCCUGUGGCAGCAAGCACGAGGGACUUUCAAUUCACACUGAAUUCAGUCAAUUAGAUGCUCAAUUUAGGACAUUUAGGCCUACAAUGUAGGCCUUGUCAUGCUAGCUGGAUCAGCCUACCAAGACCCCAGCCACUGUAACCCGUCCUAAUGGGUGGUUGCUACUCCAGUAAGGGGGACCCCCAUCCCGCAGAGUUCAACAUGUCUAGUCAUCAGCACAACGGCUCCAAGCUGCGUUAUAAGUCCUACUACGCCAAUGGCCCAGGGGGAGGUGGCGGGGGGUUUGGGUUCAGACCACCCCCUUCUAUGAUGCACAAGCCCCAGGGGGUGGUCAAUGGAGGAGAGGUAGUAGGAAAGAAACUUGCCAUUGGAAAUGGAGAUUUAAGCUCGGAGUCUCCAUACAGAGUCAUUGCAUCAGGACAUCAACAGCUGGGAAAACAAGCUGGCGAUGAGAGUGAUGUCAUUACCCAGCAUUCUCAGAGUCCGAACAGCAGUCUUACUAGAGCAAAGCCUGGCAGCGGGGCUGGCAGGGGAAAAUUUGGCUUUGGAUUCAAACCACCCCAAGGGAAGUUAAAUGAUUCCAGCAAGAGUGCUUCCUCUUCUACCCAUAGUUUGAACAGCAAGGAGGGGGAGAACAGUGGAGGCUCCCAGGGUAGUUUGUCAGCACUGAAAAAAACUGUACAGCAUGACAGGACUGACAACAGAUUAAGAUAUAGCAGCAAACUGCAGAAAAAGCAUCAGCCUCAUCAGACCCAGUCAGUGUUAGAGAAAUCUAGAACUCCAAAUGGCAAACCUUCAAAUAUGUCUCCUACAAAACAGCGUGGUAAUGGCAGCCCAGGAAAGCAUGGUAGAUAUAAUGCACAGCUCCAUGUUGCCCAGACCAUGAAGAAGAGCACUGAAAAUGUAUCUGAACCGUCUAGACCUUCAGGGAUUGCCCAGUUUAAAAUACCCACAAUCACAGCACAGCAGCCUGAUAAUAGGAGUAAGGCUACCAGUAACUCAGAUACAGACUUACGCAAAAUGAACACAAGGACCUUUGCAUAUCGACCACAACAGCAACAGACCAAGAAAGAAAAAUCUGGAAAAAACGAAUUCCUGAUGGGAAGAAAAAUGCAGUAUCAGCCUUUAUCAUAUCAUAAAAGGGAAAACGUAGCAGGAGUGAACCCCUGUAAGGAUAACAAGAUUGAGGAAUUGUUGGAUAAUAAUAACAAAGAGAAAGUCAAGUUGCAAAGUCAAGAGGGACCUGUGUGUGAAAGUGAAGCAAAGAUUGAGAGAGAAAAUACUGAGAAGGAUUCAGAUGGGAUGCUUUUGCCUCCAGAAGAGAAACAUAAAGAAGAUGACAUAAAUAAGGAUGAAAAUGAUGAACCAAAAUCUCUACAACAUACAGAUUGUUCUUACACAUCACAGGUUUUGAAUGACACUUUUACAAAAGAUGUUGUUGAAGAUGAACCUGAUGGAAAUAUUUUGAAUGAAACUUUUACUAAAGUUGAUGUUAAAACUGAGGAAGCUGUUGCUUGUAAGACAAAUGCACCAAAUGAGGAUAUUUGUCUCCUCUUGCCAGAAAACUUUGAACAACAGACUUUAGCAGAAGAAUCCAAGACAUAUUCAAAACCGAUCAGAAAAGAUACAUAUGACAUGGACAGUGAUAAAGCAGACAGACACCAUAAUAGGCUGAGAACUAAUUCUGCAUCUAGGACUCGUAAAGAUUCUGACCAUUCUGCUCAGAAUAGUCCUAGACCUAAGCGUCAGGUGAAGUCUGCGCAGAACAGUCCUAGACCCAAGCAGAGUUCUGCAACGUCUGCCCCAUUUAGAGCCCCCUUGGCGAGGUUUGACUCCGAGGAAACCAAUCUGAACAGCAUGUCAUGUAUCUCGUGCUCAAGCCUUGCCUCUGAUGACUUAAUGAUAGAUACCGACCUUCACUUGGACAGUGUGAGCCUGUCUCAGUCUGAAGGCAGGCUGUCACCUGAUCGUACUCAGGGGCUACAGGAGUGUGUCCAUGGGGCACCUAAUGGAGAAUCUACACAGCAAGGGCAAAGUGCAAUAAUUGUUGAUGAAAGUUCUGGAAAGCAGAAUUCCAGGGACAGAUUGGACAGUGAGUCUCAAAUCUUGGAUGAUGUGUUUGAUGAUGAUGAAACUGAAAGCUCAAGAAUUGCCCGGUUUGGUGGCAGUGCAGGAAGAAUUCCUGCACCAAAACAGAUCAGGCCAAAAUCACCACGCACUAGUAAAAAUAUCAAUGAAAGUGGCAACGUGGGAAUCUGUCUUACAAAUGGCACAGAGACUUCAAUUCCAACAAGAAGACGUUCCACCACUUUGCCAUCCCAGUACAACCUGGAAGAUGAUGUAGUGUUGGAUCAUUCCACAUAUACCAACAUGUUACAGGAGAUGACAAUGAUGAAGACCAUGCUUCUUCAGUUGAAGAGGGCACUACAAGAUACGGGUGAAGGAGGCCAGAAUGAAAUUAAUCAGAAUCUUAAGAAUGGCCUACGGCAGAGUAUAGGCAGCAUGCCUCAUGAUGAUGGAAUGUCAGCAUCUCAGUUAGAUACACUCAAACAGGAAAAUGAGGAUUUAAAAAGACAACUUCAACACUAUAAACAGAAAGAUGCUGAGAAAGACAAAACUAUUAAGCAGUUACAGCAGAAAAUAAGUUCUAGUUUAGAGAGUGUCCAUUCCAAAACUCCAGUUGCUAGUGUCAGUCAUUCUUCAACACAGACAGACAGGCUGAGAAUGUCUGUUGAGAAGAAAGUCAGAAAAACUUCCUCAGAAACAUCAGAAACUGGUGCAGAGAAGGGGAAAAAAGUGAUCAGCUCUGUGACGGAGGCUCUUGAAGUUCUGAUGAAAAAAUCAACUGAGGAAGGAACAAGUUUAAGAAAGCGAAUGUCUCAAGUGGAACACUCCCUCAGUCAAGUUAACAAAGACUUAAAAUCAACCUCUUUGUACAGAGUGAAGUCUUCUUCAGACAUUCAAGGAGGGAAUUCUACAAGAAAUAAGUCUAGAAAAUCAUCUUCGGGUUUAUCCCAUUCUUUUUCCAUGGAUAAUGUUACAGCAGGUCUGGACUUCAGUUUACAAAAUAGCCCAACUGCUAAAGAAUCAGUGGUUUGAUGUUUGCUGAUUUAUUUAGUAAUAUAAAAAGAAUAAUUGAUUUGUGAUAUUCCAGUGGAUUAUUCUUGCAUUUAUCUUGUCAUUGUAGCAAAAAAUAGUUUUAAAAGCUAUCAUAAAUUAAACUACAUUCAUCUAUAGAAGAAUUUCAUGUGGAAGUGUUAUAGUAAAAUCAUAUUCAGUGAAGCUUUUUUUUUUUUUUUUUUUUUUUGCUACUUUUAAAACUAGAACAGUGGAAUUCUGGGUAAUUUCAAAUUACCAUGUAAACAGUGUGGAGUAACUUAAGUUUAAAUGAUCAGACAAUAUUGAUAUUGUCACUAUGAAAGAGGAUAUCACGAAAAAAAGUAAGGCAGUUGUCAAAUUCACAUGGCAUUUGAUCUUAUAACCCUAAUACAAAUAAAUUGACAAACAGUAUGGUGACCCCUAGUAAUAAACAGUCUGAAUUCUGAGAGUAACAUUUGCAAGUGGACUUCUUCAAAAGUCCUACACAAGUACACAAUAUGUAAAAUAAUCAGCAAUAUGGUAUUGGUGUUUAACUAUAGGAGUUUUAAGUUCCUACAUGAAAUACAGUGCUGUUCAAGGAUUAAAGAAUUGCAAAAUA